CUGAAGGAAUCCAAACGGGCGGUGAACAGCCUUCGGGAUAUCGUCGAUGACGAUGAUGACGACCUCGAGAGGGUCAGCUGGAGCGGAGAGCCUGUGGGAAGUAUCUCCUGGUCAAUCAAAGAGACAGCCUCCAGCAGCACUAGCUCACUGGAGGGCCGAGACUCCAGCCUACAGAAGGGCUCUUCCUCCUAUGCUGCUUUUCCCAAGCAAGUUUCCUCCUACUCCCUAAGCAGCCUAUUCAAAGGACGAAACAAGCUUCCAAGUUUCCAGUCCCUUUCAGAUGCCCUCUCUGACACAGGAGUUAAAAACUACGCCCCAGAGCUGCGCAGACCAAAAGCUGAGUACAAGGAUUACAGCAGUGAUUGGAGCCCCAAAGAUACAGUCAGGCGAAUGCAGAGGGGCAAGGUCUGCUCUCUAGAGAGAUUUCGCUCCCUGCAGCACAAGCUGGUGCUCUUGGAUGAAGCUGUGGCAGGGCAUGAUGGGAAUGUCAUUACAGCUGUCCUGAUAUUCCUGAAACGGACGCUAAGGAGAGAGAUCUUGUUUCGGGAGCUGGAGGUGCGGCAGGUGGCCCUAUGUCAUCUGAUCCAUUUCCUCAAAGAGACGGGCGAGCAGAAGUUGCUUCUGGACCUGCUCAGGUUCCUAGACAGGACUGAGGAAGUUGCUCUGUCCCAGUACCGGGAGCAUCUGAACAUCCAGGAUGUAGAAAAAAGGAGGGAAUUUCUGAAAGGCUGCAUUGGGCUGCCAUUUUCAGCUGAGGAUACCUCCCAUAUCCAAGACCAUUUUACCCUCUUGGAGCGACAGAUCAUCAUUGAGGCCAAUGAUCGGCACUUGGAGACAGCUGGGCAGUCAGAGAUAUUUCGGAAGUAUCCUCGCAAGGCUUCAAUUCUCAACAUGCCACUAGUGACCACCCUCUUCUAUUCCUGUUUCUACCACUACACAGAGGCUGAGGGAACGUUCAGCAGCCCAACCAACCUGAAGAAGACGUUUAAGAUUCCUGAUAAGCAGUAUGUGCUGACUGCCCUGGCUGCCCGUGCCAAGCUGCGAGCCUGGGAUGAUGUGGAUGCCCUCUUCACCACCAAGAACUGGCUGGGCUACACCAAGAAGAAGGCACCUAUUGGCUUCCACCGGGUGGUGGAGAUAUUGCAGAGGAACAAUGCUCCUGUGCAGGUGCUGCAGGAGUAUGUGCGCCUGGUGGAGGAUGUGGAGACACGGUUGAACCUUGCCACCAAGUACAAGUGCCAUGAUGUUGUCAUUGAGACAUACAGGGAUCUGAAGGAUCGCAUCCAGCUGACAGCAUAUAAAUGCAAGGUGGAGCGAGGCUCUGCAGAAGAAGAGAAGAUAAACAGCAUUCUCAGCAACAUGCAAAUCCGGUGGAAGAACUGAGCACCUGUGAAGCAGCCUGUUUGGCCGGUGCCUUGCCAGUGAAAGAGGAGACUGCAAAACCCAGCCCAGUGCCAACAGAGCAACUCUGUUACUACUCAUUGCAUGAUCAACAUUCGUCAGUGACAGUGGGUGCCCGUGGCUUGUGGGACAGUGGCAUUCAGGCUGGUUGAAGGCAGCUGCUCCAAUGCAGCCAGCGAAACCACGGUACUGGUCCACCAGGCUUGAUUCUUUUUGGAAUCUGAUUCUCUUUCACUUGGCUGUAAGCCAGGCAUUGCUUUUGUUUACGGAGGGAAGUUGCUGGGCACAGCAAGGUUGCGUUUGCUCUGGGUGGUGCCUGGGCUGCUUCUCUCAAGAGGAACAGGUCAGUCCCU
Molecule: messenger RNA, 1754 nt
Organism: Opisthocomus hoazin
Lineage: Eukaryota; Metazoa; Chordata; Aves; Opisthocomiformes; Opisthocomidae
Source: RefSeq, a predicted model, not a curated record